Molecule: messenger RNA, 870 nt
Organism: Nylanderia fulva
Lineage: Eukaryota; Metazoa; Arthropoda; Insecta; Hymenoptera; Formicidae
Gene: Rsph9
Product: Radial spoke head protein 9
Biological process (GO): axoneme assembly; motile cilium assembly; cilium movement involved in cell motility
Cellular component (GO): radial spoke; axoneme
Source: RefSeq, a predicted model, not a curated record
AUAAGUUUGCGCAAAAUGGACUGUUUGAAAUUAUUGGAAACUUUGGAUGUUCUAGGUUGUGCUGGUAUUUGUAUAAGUACUGAGAAUUCGCAGCUGCUGCAAAAUUCGUUGCUUAUUUUGCAAACAGAAAAUCAUUUCCGAAAAUGUUAUUAUUGGGGUAGAAUUAAUGGAUUACAAAAUGAUUAUCAUAUUGCAUUCGGCUAUGAAAAGGAUUGCAUGAAUGGCAGAGUAUAUUAUUAUAGCACAGAUGGCAUAAACUGGUUGUUGCUGCCAAAAGCAACAAAGUGUGGACGUUUCCUGAGUCCUUUGGCGGUCAACAGAUUCGAUGGUGAUCCAUCCAUUGUCACAAAUGUUUAUAAUGUCAACCCACCAUUUCCACCAGAUGAGGAUCCCAAAGCUUAUUACGAUGGUCCUGUGCCAAAGGAGCUGAAAGAAGAAAAUCGUCUCGCAGCUGUUGUGGAAUCUAUCACUGAAGACGCAGCGAUAAUUCCACGUGGGGCUUGGUUCAAAUGUCCGGAUGGCGACGUGAUCGAGAAUCCGAGCUUUGAAGGUCUCCGCUCUUCGGAUGCUUGUCAUCUCAAGUCCUACUUGCACGCUUGGAUGCCGAAAGAGAAAUGGAAUACCAAUUUACUGUCUCGGCCUGAUUAUAAUUAUGCAUUAGACUUCCUGGACAGCAUAGACAUGGACGUUCCUCGAGAAUGUUGGGAUAUGCAAUUUCUCAUGGGUGGUCGUCUGGUCAUUUUGCACAGUCUAUAUUGGCAUGGAAUGACCUUCUUUCAUAAGUUGAAUUCGCCACAUUAUGGAUUUUUAUAUGUUGGGUAUGGAAAGAAAAAUUUAGAUCUUCCAUUCAUGUAUUAAUAAUACAAAAAA